Messenger RNA from Parus major (Great Tit), 7527 nucleotides. RefSeq names its product Sep (O-phosphoserine) tRNA:Sec (selenocysteine) tRNA synthase (gene SEPSECS). NCBI's taxonomy places the organism in Eukaryota, Metazoa, Chordata, Aves, Passeriformes, Paridae. The record is from RefSeq and is a predicted model, not a curated record. Bases 1085 to 2365 code for a protein of 426 amino acids. Gene Ontology annotation, biological process: selenocysteine incorporation; conversion of seryl-tRNAsec to selenocys-tRNAsec. The transcript has 10 exons. Gene Ontology annotation, molecular function: O-phosphoseryl-tRNA(Sec) selenium transferase activity; tRNA binding.
AGCCCCAGAGCGAAGGGCCGCGUUUGGGAGGAAAAGAGACUCACUGCCCUGGGUUGUGCAUUUGCCGAGAAAGGCCCAGCGAACAGUUAAAUAAAUGUUUUAAAACAGUAAGAUUUAGCAGAUUAUUACGUGAGGUAAAAAGUGAUACUUGUGCCAAAACAAUGUAUUUCAUUGCCUCCAGCGUAUAAAAAUCAUUGUCAAUGAAUUAGCAAAUGCUUCAGUUUGUGAGUAUCCUCAGUCACGUCAUCUACUGUUUCCAACUUAACUUUGAUGCCACACCUCAGAAACUAAUUAGAUUUUCUGAAAGGGCUCUUUUGUUACUGGGGCAUGUGGAAAAGCCUCUGGACCCGUAAAAAAAAAUCUUCAUAGUUUUAUGGGUCCCUGUCCUUUUGAGAAUCUUGUCUGCAGCUUGCAAAGAUGGGUGUAGUUCUUAAUUCUAUAAAGAGCACAAAAAAGAGCAUGUUUCUGGUUGCAGGUUUUGACGUAUUUUGGAAAUGGUUUCCUUCCCUGUUAGAUAAUAACUAGAAAGGAAAAUGUGUAGGUAGAAAGAUGUGUUAGAUUUAAACUGUAUUUCCCUUCUGCUCAUAUUUUUGGUUCUCUAAUAUCUGAAUAUCUUCCCUUUUGUGCCGUUUUCACUGUUGAAUUCUUGUAGUUCAUGUACAUCAUGUCUAGAGAAUACAUCAAAUAAUCCAUAGUCUUUUUGGGAGUAAUUGACAUGUAUGCCCUGCCGUGGUUUUGUGUGUACCAGAGAGAACCCUUGAAGGUAAAAAAUAUCCUGAUUGUUUUAAUGUCGGGAUGUGCUAGUGUAAUUAUAUUUAAUUCACGGAAAAAUAAUUAUUUAAUUUUUCUCUGCAUACAGGUUCAUAACAUUAGGUAGUAUAAAAGAGAGUAGUGAAAAUACAAACUGCUGCUUAGCAUGAGAAAGAAGGGUAACAAUAAUUAAACAAGUUGCAUAAAGUUUUUUUCAUUUUUCAUUUCCAAGUUCUGUUUUUAUAUUGCUACUAUUAUUAUUAUUAAGGGGAAAUGCCCUGAAGAUGGAUGGGAUGAAAGCACCAUUGAAUUGUUUCUUCAUGAACUUGCUAUAAUGGAUAGCAAUAACUUCCUGGGCAACUGUGGUGUUGGUGAGAGGGAAGGAAGAGUGGUGUCAGGACUUGUUGCCCGAAGGCAUUACAGGUUGAUCCAUGGAAUUGGAAGGUCAGGUGAUAUUUCUGCAGUACAGCCUAAAGCUGCAGGUUCAAGCCUUUUGAACAAACUUACUAAUUCAGUUGUUCUGGAUGUUAUAAAACUGGCUGGUGUCCGGACAGUGACCAGUUGCUUUGUGGUUCCUAUGGCAACAGGCAUGAGUCUAACUCUCUGUUUUUUAACAUUGAGGCACAAGAGACCAAAGGCAAAAUACAUUAUCUGGCCACGUAUAGACCAGAAAUCUUGCUUUAAAUCAAUGAUAACUGCAGGUUUUGAGCCUGUGGUGAUAGAAAAUGUAUUAGAAGGUGAUGAGCUACGGACAGACCUCGAAGCAGUGGAGGCCAAAAUCAAGGCUCUUGGUGCUGAAAAUAUUCUUUGUGUGCAUUCUACAACAUCUUGCUUCGCUCCAAGGGUACCUGAUAGACUGGAGGAGCUGGCUGUGAUUUGUGCUAGUUAUGACAUUCCACAUAUUGUCAACAAUGCAUAUGGAGUUCAGUCUUCAAAAUGUAUGCAUCUGAUCCAGCAGGGUGCUCGAGUUGGCAGAAUAGAUGCUUUUGUUCAGAGCUUGGACAAAAAUUUUAUGGUUCCAGUAGGUGGUGCUAUCAUUGCUGGCUUCAACGAGUCCUUCAUUCAGGAGAUCAGCAAAAUGUAUCCAGGAAGAGCAUCUGCGUCCCCUUCUUUAGACGUCCUCAUUACACUUCUGUCUCUGGGAACCAGUGGCUACAAAAAGUUACUGAAAGAGAGAAAGGAGAUGUUUUUGUAUCUUUCAAGUGAGCUGAAGAAGCUGGCAGAUAACCACAAUGAGAGACUGUUAGACACACCACAUAAUCCCAUUUCCUUAGCCAUGUCGCUGAAGAAUCUGAAUGAAACUAAUGAUGCUGCUGUUACCCAGCUUGGAUCUAUGCUUUUCACAAGACAAGUUUCUGGAGCAAGAGUUGUUCCUUGUGGGUCUGUACAAACUGUGAAUAACUACACUUUUAAAGGCUUUAUGUCACAUGCAAAUGACUAUCCUUGUGCAUACCUCAAUGCUGCCUCAGCAAUUGGAAUUAAAAAGCAAGAUGUAGAUGUAUUCCUAAAAAGACUUGACAAGUGUUUGAAGACUUUUAGAAAAGAAGCAAAGCAAGAAAAAAGUAUAAAUGAAAUCAUUGAUGCUAAUGCAGCCACAGAACAACUUGAAGAUUAGAAGAUACAGAUUUAGUAACACAGGAAGAUGAGGUUUUGUCUGAAGUAUGUCAGGUUUGUAUUGGGUUAGGACUGUGCAUCUGCAGUGCAGGAAUUUAUUCUUGAUCUUAUAUUCUUGUUAUUGAAAACAAUAAUAAAGAUUUGGGUGGAAUUCAGCUUUAAGAAAGUAGGUGAUACUCUGUCCAAGAACAAAGGGCCAGACACAAGUUUUUUGUGAUGUAUGAAAUGCAGUUAAUAUCUGCCAUAGUAAAGCUUUAUGUUCACAAAGACUUAAGAGUUUGCCUUUCAAUUUGGCUGUGGUUAUUUGGAUCAGUGUUUAUUGAAUCCCAGUAUGUUUAUUCACAUGUUUUUGUUUAACAAUAUUGUCUGUGGCAGUGACUGAAUUCCCUCCUAGGUAUAGAUCAUCCAAGCAACACAUUUCUCUGCUCUCAAAAUACUUUGUUUUUCAUCAGUGAAUGUGUCACUUUUAAUUUCUUUUCAAAGAUUUAUGCAAAUGUUGGGAUAACACUUACUAAAUACCCUGUUCAAACUGUGUGGGUAAAUGACAGAGUUGGAAUAGUAAUGUUUUUCAGGUGUUCUCACCCGUCAUGAACUACCUAGAACUAGUCAGCCUCCAGGGGCAAAGAGGAACCUAGAGUACCUCAUAUCCUGUCAGUAUGCAGCUCUUGAAAACAUUUGCAUAUUUCAGCAGCCCAAAGGAGUUUUAAUACUGAAAGUCAGGGGCUGUGAAGAGGUACAGUCAUUGGGGGGUUUUGGCUUUGUUUUUUUUUUACUUUCAUUCUUCUGAUUUGAAAGGGUGUUCAGAUCAAAAAUUGACUGAAAAGGAGGAAUGCAGUAUAGGACUAAUGCAUCAGUUUAAGAUGCCAGUGAGACAUGAGAGUAUUUUGGCAUUUUUAGACCACUGUUGUUGAAAUUUAUAUACUUCCAUUUUUGUAGUGUCUCUUGCCAUUGGCACUGUUGCUUUUGUGGAUCUGUGCAGUUGCUGAUUUGAAUUCAUUAAGCAAACAAUAGAUUCAGAGUCUGUUCCUCAAACAAAGGUUCCAUAUCACUGGAGUGACAGUGCUGCAGGUUGCAAAAUGUGCAAGUUAUUCUCAAAAGUGGUUACUACAUUGUAGAUAGCUUCUAUGUAAUUUACUGUUCAAAGUAAGCAUAAUGUUCAAAUACAUUUUCUUUGUCUGUGUAAUGUAGUAUUGCUCAGGACUCCACAAUUAAUGAGUUCUAAAAGUCAGGAAAUCAUUUAAUCAGAAUAGUGAUGCGUUUGAGAGAUUGUCUGUCCAGCACAUUCAAAUGAAUUCACACAGGAGGUGAUGCCAGUAUGUGGGAGUUAAUAAUGUGCUAAUCAUCAUGAAGGUGCUCUCACUUAAUGAGGUCCAUGGUAUCUUCAGCUUAAGUUGAACUGCUGCUUCCACAUUGUUACUGCUAGAGUUACAUGUUGAUUAAAGCUUGUGCAGGUACAGCUCCCCAGACUGCAGUCAUCAUUGUUUGCUGUACAAGCACAUCCUAGGAGACAAGUCAGGUAACUUGGCCACUGAGCCCUUGUGGCUGUAAGGAGAUGCAAAUAGCUUGUCUUUUUUUUUUCUUUCUCUCUCUCCUUCCUCUCCCUCCUUCCUUGUUUUUUCUGGGUUUGUUGUUUUUGUUUUUUUUAAUGAGAGCAUGCUGUACCUCAGUUUUUCCAGUCAGUAAAACUUCCACAAACUUUGGAGUCACAUCUCUGCAGCUUACUGCCUCAGUACUUGGUAAAUUGGAGCAGCCAGUGAAAACUGCUAGGUUUUAGUGAUACCUUUCUUCCUGGUUUUUGAUAUUGCCUGAAUGAGUAUAAAUUACUGAUUUAGAUGUCCAGUCACAGAAUGUGAAUGUUAGCACUACUAUUACAAGAGUUUAGGGAGGUGUGUGAUAACAGCUAAAGUAAGUAUUUUGAUGAGUAGUAUUCUGAUUCUGAAUAAAGAAAACAGCAGUUGCUUCUCUGAGAGAAAGACAUUUCUGCCUUUUUUGGUCUCAUAAUGAAUUGUCUGCUGAAAGUAAUUCAGUCACUUCUAAUAUAAAUUAAACUGCUUCCUUGAUUAAUGUUUUUUCUGUCUUUGAAAUGUUUCUCAUUUGCAAUCAAAGCUGAAAAUUUCAAGAAAGCUCUAAACAAGAGCUCAUAGACCUAAGGAGUUUUAGAUUUUUACUUCUUAAACCUUUUUUAUUAAAAAAAAAAUAAGGCAAUGACUUUAAUUGAAAACAAAUAUAAAAUUUAAUUUGUGUCAUUCAAAUUCUUCACAGAUCUUAGUGAAGCCACCUGAAAUGAGAAAAUCAAUAAUAUUUUGAUAAAUGUGUUCCACCACAAUGUAUAAACUCUUGAACCAAGUAUUCAUGUUACAUUGCUUUGGUAAGCUUUUGUACCAGUUUUCAGUUUUAUUUGCUUGCUUUAUCCCCAUAAAUGUCUUCAGUUUUAAUUAAUACUAAUUUUUUUAAGACAGAACCAUUCUAUAAUGUCGUGUAAGUGUAAGGAAAUUUUAAGUAAUUCAAAUGGCAAUAUCCUACCAAGUAAAUGGAGAAGACAGGGCUCUUUACAGCAUAUUUGGAAUGGGAGAUUCAGUAGAGGAUAAAAAGUAUUUUUCAAGUAAGAGUAUAAAUUUCUUAUUCUCUAUUCAGUAAUGUCUAUAAUAAAGUAGUGAAAUAACACUGGAGCAUAUACUCAUGAGCAGAGGUUUCCUUUCCUUUGUAUAACAGUUACAGGGAGAUUUCAUGGCUGUGGCAGCUCCCACCCACUUAAAGUAGUACUGUGAAAGAUGGCAGUGUCAUGGGCAUAUAUCAAACUGCACAGAGUAAAACAAAUAGCCAAUGCAUUAGCAGUUAUUUGGUUUCUAUAAAGAUCUUUCCAAGAUUGUACAGUGAAUUAGAAAAGCUUCUUAAUUUGCAGAGCUUUUUCUAAUCUCUACAUACACACAUCACUGAAGGCUUUCACAUGGCUCAAAAAUCUGUAAGAGCCAGCUCACUGCCUCUUCUACAUUAUGAGAGAGACAUCUGGGAAAGCUGCCUGGGCUUCAGAACAUACUCAGAGUUCAUAGAACAGGAAUCAUCAGUAGAAACAUCAAGAAGAGAUGCCCAUUUAGUAAGGCUGUCUCACAGCUACUGUUUAUGUAGGUACCUUUCUCCGUCAUCUUCGAGGUCGCAGCAUGUUGUUAGGGUGCAAGAGUAGGCAGGGACUGCUCAGGUUGCUGCAGUCUGAUUCACCAAGUGACUUUCUGCCCUUACAAGGCCUCCAGCUGUUGUGUGAGGUGCUUUUCUAUCCCACUGAUAUUGCAUCUUAGGCUCUCUGGAUCUAUACAGGUGGAAGAAAUGAGGGAGCAGAUGGCUGUGCCUUAUAAAAAUAGCACUGGGAUAAUAUAGUGCGAGUAAACUGACACUGAAUGACCCAUCUCACAGGCCCACUCUUAGUUUACUUUUUUUUUUGAUAAUAUCUGAGAUAAUCAACAAAACAAAGAACUUGGAGCAAUAAUAUUGCCUAUUUGUGCUUUGCUCAUAACAAUUGCCUAAGAUACAAAGCAAAUAAAAUCUACCAGAUGCAGCAAAUUCUCUUGAGCCUAAGAAAGCAAAAUUGUAAUGUUGCAAAUGUAAAUGCUGGCAUUGCAGCUUAAUACACAUAUAAACCGAGCAAUCUAUAUUGUGUGAUCAUCAUUUUUUAAGAAAGCCUGGAGCCCAGAGACUAGCAAAUGUUCUCAUCUGCAGUGUAUCAGCAGUUCUCAGUCUUCAGCUGCUGUACAGAUAAUAAUUCUAAUUGAAGAAUCAUUACAUGGAUCCCUAUGUGAAUGAUAGAUGGGCUACAGCCUUUGUUCAUGAUACUUUAAAAAUUGAGUUGCUGCUUCUACUUUUAUAAGGGGAGAUUAGAUUGCCUUUUCCCGUCCCCCCCUUUUUUUUUUUAACACAACAUUUUAAUCACCCUGGUCUGACAGGAUUUGGAAUUUGAAGGGAAAACAAUUUCCAUAGCUGACAAUUUUUUUAAACAAUAGCUAUUUAAAACCUUGAAUUGGUUACAAAGUUACACUCCACAGAGAAUCUUUGUUCAAAUGUUUUUAUUUCUGAAACUAGUGCUUGAAAAAUUGUGUUCCAUGUGCUCUGUAAUAAUUGUUUUUCAUAUAAUAUACUUUUUUCCCCUCAAAGAUAACAGCAUACACUUUAGUGCAGUUUAAUAAUCCUUUUAAAAAUCCAUAGUUAAAAAGGCAUUUGCUCCAUUACUCAUCAAGCAUCUGUUGUAUGAAAAAACUGGUAAUAUAUUUAUCUUGAUGGAUAAGCUUCAGUGUUCUGGACCAAGUUCAGUGUAACUGGACCAAGCAUUCAAUACUCCUUUGGGGAUCCUAAAGUCAAGUUCAUGAUCUAAUUAAGAUGGGUGUGAUAAUUAUAUCUGCUGCUGGACAGGAGUCUUUCAUCAAACCGCAUUUCAACCAAAUUCAAAGUUGAUCCAGUUCAGAAGCUGAAUUGAUUUCUUAACGUGGAUGGUGAAAUUUAACUUGCCCUUAGAAUCCUGUAUUCCAAUCCAGGCUGAGCCAGUUAUGGCCAAAUUAUAACCAUUUGAUUUUUAAUGUAACAUGAAUAGAACGAAUACAGUGGUUUCAGCUGGGUGCUACCUUUCGUAUUAGUUGUUCUCAAAGGGUUGGUGUUCUCAAAGUUGUUCUCAUCUCAGCAGCAGAGGUGGGUGUGUUAUUGAUCUUUUUCUAGGCAUCCCAAGUAGGAACACACUACUUGGGAAUUGAAGAUGAACACUCAUGAGCAUUCCUACUCAUCUGUUUUCUCCAAAAACUCCUUCUGAGGCAAAUUUCCUGUAAUUGAAGUGUACCAGAGGAGCACAUGGCCAAAAUACAGGGAAAAGGAGCAAGGUCUCCAACAUUUUUUAAUCUUUCUGCAGUGGUUAUAUCUGUUUGGCUCUUGUGAUAUAUAAAGCUCAUAUUGCUAUGGAAACUCAUGUAAAGAAUGUUUGCAGCCAUUCUUGUCUCUUACCUAAACUAUUUCUGAGCUACCUGUGUAGGCCCUGGGCAGGGUGCACUGCUCCAGCACUGCAGCUGGUAGUUCAUGGGGGCAGCCCUGAGCUCUGGCUGCAGGAGAAUUUGGUGCCCAGUAGGGGAAAGCAUUACUGCUUUGCUUUGGUACUGGGCUGCCAAGCACACAUGAAGUAGAACUAGUUUG